CCUUGUUAGUCCUUAUAACUCAUUGAUUCCUCUCAUAGUCUGCACAUCACUCCCUCUAUCAUUCUUUUCUUGAUCUCUGUGUUUUCGCGUGCCAAUGGCAGGCCUUUUUACGGGCUCUCAUGGCCGCGAUGAAAUGCAUGUGUUGCAUGGCGCAGAUGAGCAUCGGCCUCCUGCUGCUGAGGCUACUAAGAAGAUUUGCAGAGUUUGCGGGGAUGAGAUUGGAUUGAAGGAGAAUGGGGACUUGUUUGUGGCUUGUGCUGAGUGUGGAUUCCCAGUUUGCAGGCCUUGUUAUGAGUAUGAAAGAAGUGAAGGCCAUCAGUGUUGUCCUCAGUGCAACACGCGCUAUAAACGUCACAAAGGUUCUCCAAGAGUUGCAGGAGAUGAUGAAGAAAACUUUGAUGCUGAUGAUUUUGACGACGAAUUUCAGAUGAAGAAUUAUGAUAAUGCACCAGAUCACCAGCACUUGAAUACUCCAUCGGAGAAUGGGGAUAAUUUUCAGCAGCAGCAACAGCAUCCAAAUGGCCCUGCCUUCUCUUCAAUUGCUGGAAGUGUUACUGGCAAAGAUUUUGAAGCCGAAAAGGAGACUUAUACUAAUUCUGAAUGGAAAGAAAGAGUAGAUAAAUGGAAAACAAGACAAGAAAAACGCGGUUUGGUUAACAAAGGAGAUGAAAGUGGCAAUGAUCAAGAAAAUGAAGAUGAAUAUCUCAUGGCUGAAGCUAGACAACCUCUUUGGAGAAAGGUCCCCAUUGCAUCAAGCUUAAUCAAUCCCUAUCGAAUUGUCAUUGUCUCCAGGCUCGUCAUUUUAGGCUUCUUCUUUCACUUCCGCAUCUUAACACCAGCUUAUGAUGCUUUCCCCCUUUGGAUCAUCUCUGUAAUUUGUGAGAUUUGGUUUGGUUUUUCAUGGAUUCUUGAUCAGUUUCCAAAAUGGUUCCCCAUUAACCGUGAGACUUACCUUGAUCGCUUGUCCUUGAGGUUUGAGCGCGAGGGAGAGCCUAAUGGUCUAUCCCCUGUUGAUUUCUUUGUGAGUUCUGUGGAUCCUCUCAAGGAGCCGCCAAUUAUCACAGCAAACACAAUUCUUUCAAUCUUAUCAGUUGACUAUCCAGUUGAUAAGGUGUGUUGUUAUAUAUCGGAUGAUGGUGCCUCAAUGUUGCUUUUUGAUGCUCUAUCAGAGACAGCUGAAUUUGCAAGGAGGUGGGUGCCAUUUUGCAAGAAGUACAGCAUUGAGCCGAGGGCUCCCGAGUACUAUUUUUCAGAAAAGAUUGAUUACUUGAAGGAUAAAGUGCAGCCUACUUUUGUCAAGGAUCGAAGGGCCAUGAAGAGAGAGUACGAAGAAUUCAAAGUAAGGAUUAAUGCAUUGGUGGCUGCAGCACAGAAGAAACCAGAAGAUGGGUGGGUGAUGCAAGAUGGAACCCCGUGGCCUGGGAACAACAGUCGAGAUCAUCCUGGCAUGAUCCAGGUUUAUCUUGGAAGUGAAGGAGCACUGGAUGUUGAUGGCAAGGAGUUACCAAGACUCGUUUACGUUUCACGUGAGAAAAGACCUGGCUAUCAGCACCACAAAAAAGCUGGAGCUAUGAAUGCAAUGGUUCGAGUUUCUGCCGUACUCACCAAUGCACCUUUCAUACUGAACUUGGAUUGUGACCAUUAUGUUAACAAUAGUAAGGCAGUGAGGGAAGCUAUGUGUUUUUUGAUGGAUCCCCAACUUGGCAAGAAGCUGUGCUAUGUCCAGUUUCCGCAGAGGUUUGAUGGUAUUGAUCGCCACGACAGAUAUGCCAAUCGAAAUGUUGUGUUCUUUGAUAUUAACAUGAGAGGCCUAGACGGGAUCCAAGGGCCGGUUUAUGUUGGAACCGGUUGUGUGUUUAACAGACAGGCAUUGUAUGGAUAUGAUCCACCAGUGUCUGAGAAGCGACAGAAGAUGACAUGUGAUUGCUGGCCUUCAUGGUGCUGUUGUUGUUGCGGUGGUUCAAGGAAGAAGAAAUCAAAGAAGUCGAAGAAGAAGGGACUUAAAGCUUUGCUUGGUCUCAGUGGGUUGUAUAGCAAGAAGAAGAAGAUGGGAAAGAACUACAGCAGAAAAUCAGCUGGACCUAUCUUUGAUCUUGAAGGUAUAGAAGAAGGUCUUGAAGGCUAUGAUGAGUUGGAGAAAUCAUCCCUUAUGUCUCAGAAAAAUUUCGAGAAACGGUUUGGGCAGUCCCCAGUUUUCAUUACUUCCACACUCAUGGAAAAUGGGGGACUUCCUGAAGGGACUAAUAGUGCUUCACUUAUCAAAGAAGCAAUUCAUGUGAUUAGCAUUGGCUAUGAAGAGAAAACUGAAUGGGGAAAAGAGAUUGGAUGGAUAUACGGUUCGGUCACAGAAGACAUUCUGACAGGCUUCAAGAUGCAUUGUAGAGGGUGGAAAUCAGUCUACUGCAUGCCAAAAAGACCUGCAUUCAAAGGGUCAGCUCCAAUCAAUCUGUCAGAUCGUUUGCACCAAGUACUGAGAUGGGCUCUUGGUUCUGUUGAAAUCUUCAUGAGUCGUCACUGCCCGCUUUGGUAUGGCUAUGGAGGGAAGCUGAAAGGGCUAGAGAGGCUUGCUUACAUUAACACAAUUGUUUACCCUUUCACUUCCAUUCCUCUGCUUGCCUACUGUGCACUUCCAGCUGUGUGCCUUCUUACUGGAAAAUUCAUAAUCCCAACUCUGAACAAUUUUGCUAGCAUAUGGUUUCUUGCUCUUUUCUUGUCUAUCAUUACCACAGGUGUCCUGGAGCUCAGAUGGAGCGGCGUUAGCAUCCAGGACUGGUGGCGCAAUGAGCAAUUUUGGGUAAUUGGUGGAGUAUCAGCUCAUCUUUUUGCAGUGUUCCAGGGGUUCCUCAAAGUCCUCGGUGGUGUUGAUACAAAUUUCACAGUGACAGCCAAGGCAGCUGAUGACGUUGAGUUUGGAGAGCUCUACCUUUUCAAAUGGACAACUCUUCUCAUCCCACCUACAACGCUAAUAAUCUUGAACAUGGUUGGAGUUGUGGCUGGAGUUUCGGAUGCUAUCAACAAUGGUUAUGGCUCAUGGGGUCCCCUAUUCGGAAAGCUUUUCUUCUCAUUUUGGGUCAUUCUCCAUCUCUAUCCGUUCUUGAAGGGAUUGAUGGGAAGACAAAACAGAACUCCCACAAUCGUAGUCCUUUGGUCUGUUCUUCUGGCUUCUAUCUUCUCAUUGGUCUGGGUCCGGAUUGAUCCUUUCUUGCCAAAGCAAACUGGUCCUAUUCUUAAGCAAUGCGGAGUAGAAUGCUAGACAUCCCAAAAAAUGGUUUGCUCAUGCAAUCUUGAUGCCAUUUUUUCGUGUUUUACAAAUUUUACCAUUGCCAGCAAAAGAACUAGCUGCAUUUGCUUGUGUGAUUUUGGGACAUUGUAAAAACUAAAUAGUAAAAUUGGAGAUGAAGCAUGUGCAUUAUGUAUGAACUCUGAAAGAAGUAGUUUUCAAUAAAUUUCUCUGAAUUGAUUGGUUCA
This is a messenger RNA of Daucus carota subsp. sativus, 3468 nucleotides long. RefSeq names its product cellulose synthase A catalytic subunit 4 [UDP-forming]. The record is from RefSeq and is a predicted model, not a curated record. Gene Ontology annotation, biological process: plant-type primary cell wall biogenesis; cellulose biosynthetic process. Gene Ontology annotation, cellular component: plasma membrane; trans-Golgi network. The transcript has 12 exons. Bases 95 to 3253 code for a protein of 1052 amino acids. Gene Ontology annotation, molecular function: cellulose synthase (UDP-forming) activity. NCBI's taxonomy places the organism in Eukaryota, Viridiplantae, Streptophyta, Magnoliopsida, Apiales, Apiaceae.